Molecule: messenger RNA, 3525 nt
Organism: Ustilago hordei
Lineage: Eukaryota; Fungi; Basidiomycota; Ustilaginomycetes; Ustilaginales; Ustilaginaceae
Exons: 1
Coding region: 1-3525 (1174 amino acids)
Biological process (GO): mitotic spindle assembly
Cellular component (GO): spindle microtubule; mitotic spindle; mitotic spindle midzone
Molecular function (GO): microtubule binding
Source: RefSeq, a predicted model, not a curated record
AUGCCAGCCUCAACACUGUCGAGCGAGGCGAAAAUCACGAUGCACUCUGCCAAGGAGGUAUAUGAACACUUGAGCGAUCUAUCCACAAACCUGCAUUUACCUGAAACCGAACAUACAUGGCAGAAAAUAGAACAAUCCCUCUUGCACAUCCAAGCGAUCACCCGUGGAGGAGCAACAAAGUGGCCAGACUUUAUUCCACUGCUAAAAGAAAAUGCUUCGCCCAUCAACGAUGCUCUUCUGUCUGAACGAACAAAGCUAUCCGGCACAGCAGGGGACUUGUUAAAUUCAAUAGCUCCAAGGCUAGGCGAUAAAUUCGAGCCAUUGGUGGCAGUGUUCGUGCCCACACUCUUGUUGAUCUGUGCAAGGACCAAUAAGGUUGCGGUGAAAAGGGCCGAGAAGAGUUUGCAUUUGGUUGUGAAACAUUGUAGACCGACCAGUGUUAUUGCGUAUCUGAAGGAGGCCAUAAAGGAUAAGGGCCAAGGCUUGAGGGCCGUUGCUGCUCGGACGCUGGUGUUGGCGCUGGAGGUUACGGAGAAGGAGAAGCUGGGCAGGAGGGUAGGAGAUGUGGAAGCUUGUGUAAAGAGUGCCGCCACGGAUAGCAAUCCAGAGGUAAGAAAGUUGGCAAAAAGGUUGUUCGAGCUGUAUCUUGACAUCUGGCCAGAGAGAGUAGAGGCCUUUACCAAACCGAUGACACCGACGAUCAGGAGGUAUUUGGCGCUGCCAAAGACAGGAGGCCUGCUUGUGGAUAUCCCACCACCAUCCACACAGCCGUCUCUCUCAGCACAGCCUUACAGCUUCUUUCCCGACGUGCACAAGUCAACUUGCUCUUCCAUAUCUUGUUCCCGCGCAGGUCCAGGAUUCAGCAUGAACGAUGCCACUUAUGUCAAACGAGGUCUCUUGGCUGACCAAAUCUCAGCAGCUCAAAGUGCUCGAUUGGCUCGCAUGCCAUCGUUCAACUUUGACGACAUGGCCAAAUCUUCAUCCGACAAUGCAGCUCCAGCUGCAAUGAAGAGGCAACCCAGCUUCGAGCAUUUGCGUGGUCAUGGUCAGACAUCAUCCGGUGCGCCCACAUUCCGCGUGCACAGCUUCGACAUUGGGCUUCAGGGGGAGCAAAGCAGACCGCGUAGCACCCAUGCCCACGAAGCAGCCGUGCGCGGCGACAUCAAUGCACAUACGCCGUCGUUGGCUUCAGCAUCUGGAAGGAAUGGAAAGACUGCCCUGCUGGCUGCUUACAAGCAGGCAUUUGUCCGUGAUGCCGGCGGAACAAAGCACAGUAGCUCUUCAUUGGGCGAGCGUCGACACCGCGAUCGAUCCGACAAAUCUUUCCAACACGGCGGCGACAAGAGGCGAGAAAAGACGGUUGCUGUCCGAUUCCACUCUGAAACGGAGGUCAAGGAUAUCUCAGAUAAGGACAAGGCAAGCGACCCUCUUCAUCGAUCAAAGUCGGUCCCUCACAUUGCCAUCCAAAGCAACACAGCGACAGACAGUCUUGUCGCUCAAGGGGCAAGCUUCAAGCCCAGCCACAGCGACCUAGCAGAAUCCAAGAGAAGAGUGGAGGAGUGGCAAGAUGACCAAGAUGACAGGCCAGCAACUCCGUCCGAGCCGAUCUGGCAUGCACAAACCCCAAGAACGGCCGUCAAAGCGAGCCGAGUACCUGCGCAGAGGGUGGUCAUGCAGUCGGCAGUCAAGGUGCCAGCUGCGCGCCUAGCUGCACCAACACCAUCUGCUAAGGUUGCUGCCAGCCGUGUGACAAACGAUUCGGCGUCGCUCGAGUCCAGUCCUGAACCCAAGGCCAGAGUUGCUCCUCGUACGCCAAAAGCUCAGCCCGCCAAGGUGGACGUGGCCAUACUCACUCCAUCUGAGGAGGCUAAGGAGCAUGUCAAGCAAGACGAGAAAGCAGUGAAAGAGGCAACAGAGGCGGAAGCAGCCAAGGCAAAGGAGAACAAUGACGCUAAGGCAACUGCUUCUAAGAAGCCCACUACCUCGACGUUGACUGCGCAGACCUCAAAGCAGCCGGUCAAGCCCACCACAGCUAAAGUAGCACCGGUCAAAGCGGCUCCAUCAGCAGCAAUUGCUGCCAAGGUGCGACUUGAAGCCAAGGCGGCUACCAAGGCGAUUGCCAAGCCUGCUGGCACUGUUUCUAAGCCAACCAUCACUCGAAAGCCUCUCACAGCUUCGACCGCAGCAUCUCGCGCAGCGCAAAAGCCAGCCGUCUCGUCAACAUCCAGCAACAGAACUGUCAAACCUGCAGGAAUAGUCAAGCCAGCAACCUGCGCCGCCAACUCAGCUACUGUAGCUCAAGCCAAGCUCGCUGCAUCCGUGAAAUCAGCAACCUCGUCGUCCGCACUAUCGACGACCGCAGUCACGAAGAAGCCAGAGACAAGCCUGAAAUCACUUACAUCUCGACUCACUGCCCCGACCGCCUCGACACGCAACAAGAUCGUACCUGCAGCUACAAUCAACAAGUUCCAGCCAAAGCCGUCGAGCUUGCUAUCGAGUUGGUUGGCGUCGAAGCCUAAGCCAAAGAGCUCGAUCGCCGCUUCGCUAAACGCCAAGAGCAAGCUUCUUGGUGCACAGUCUGGGGCUUCGCAUAAGGCCAAGGCAGUACGUAGGGCGAGUAUCAGAAUGACAGCUCGCAUCGAGAAGCAUCGAAGAGUUUCAGCGACAGGUGCUCCCCCUGUUCACACCACUGCCGUUGAUAUGCCUGCCACGAAUGCUGAGGAGACCGGUGUUGAUGGUACAGUAGAGCCCGUAGUGGAGGCGCAAGCAUUGCCAGAUGUUGCUGUCGAGGUGUUGCCGAUGCAAGAUUCCGAGAUAGCAGAGGACAAGUGCGAGGAGAAAGCACCGAAAGAGGAGGAAGCUGCUGCACUGUACCAGGAGACAAUCUCGGAAGAGGUUGACGCUACAGGGCCUAGUCGCACGGAGGAGCCCACAAUUGCUCAGUGCGACACAUCUAUGAAGAAUGAUGAAGCUCAAGUCUCUGAAGCGCAAGAGGAGUCCGCGGACAAGGUAACUUCAUCCAACGACAAGGUGCAAGAGGAGCAAGAGACUGAAGCUACUCCAGUCAAAGCGCCGUUGACCAGGGAGGCGACUCCGGCCAGAAUUCGCACGCCCUUGAGCGCCAAGGAUGUCAACCUGCCCAAGGCUACAUCAAUCGGCAGUAUGACGGCUGAGAAAGUGUCAUCACCUCUUCUCUCUGACCAAGGGUCACGCUCACCUUUCGUCUCGUCUCCGCUGCGUCGCUCGGCUACCACCAACUCUACACUGCUUGCCCAAUUCGAAACGCAAUCUUCCUUCGAACAGAGCGAGUCAGAGUCAGACAUGCACUUCGAGUCAGACAAAGUAGUACAGCUCAACUUUGCUCCUCGUCCGACCGUCUCGAGGUCACCAAUGACCAAGACGCAUCAGGUGAUCACUGCUGCAAAGAAGCAGCUCCUUCUAGGCUUGGACUCUUCCAGUGACGCCUCGCUGGUAGAGGCUAAUGCUAGCGACGAGACUCUGCUCCUGCAGUCGGCCACCAAAUAG